Messenger RNA from Halichondria panicea, 17379 nucleotides. RefSeq names its product titin-like. Lineage: Eukaryota; Metazoa; Porifera; Demospongiae; Suberitida; Halichondriidae. Gene Ontology annotation, biological process: cell communication. Gene Ontology annotation, cellular component: membrane. The record is from RefSeq and is a predicted model, not a curated record. The coding region runs from base 16 to 17379 and encodes 5787 amino acids. The transcript has 71 exons.
GCAUGUGUGGCGGGCAUGUCCAUGCUUUACUCGUCUUUGUGUACAGGUCCUGCAAUUGACGUACAACCGAGCGAUGUGAAUGCGGAAGCGGGCGGAACUGCCACACUCACCGUGGAAGCCUCUGGUGAAGGAUUGAGCUACCAGUGGUUUGGUCCUGGCGGGAACGCUCUCACUGACGUUGAUGGAGACAUCAAUGGAUCUAAUUCACCCACUCUGCAAAUUAUCAAUGUUGAGUCUGGCGAUGCUGGAGACUACACGGUCGUCGUGACCAAUAAUGCGGGAUCGGUCGACUCUGAUGCAGCAACUCUAUCUAUUGGUGAAAGUCCCGUGAUUGGGACCCAACCAGAGAAUGUGAACGUUGAGGGGGGUGGGAAUGCCACGCUCAGUGUUGUGGCAACCGGAGAAGGACUGAGCUACCAGUGGUUUGGUCCUGACGGAGAACCACUCUCUAACAGUGAUGGGGCGAUUGAUGGAGCCACCGCAUCCACUUUACAGAUUAUCAAUGCUGGACCAGAUGACGCUGGAGACUAUAGAGUGCGAAUUACAACUUCCAAUGGAGGGAUUGUCGAUUCUGACAUUGUCUCACUUUCCGUCGCUCCUGCAAUUGACGUACAACCAAGCGAUGUGAAUGCGGAAGCGGGUGGAACUGCCACAUUCACUGUGGAAGCCUCUGGUGAAGGAUUGUUGAGCUACCAGUGGUUUGGUCCUGGCGGGAACACUCUUACUGACGUUGACGGACAUAUCGAAGGAUCGAAUUCAUCCACCCUGCAAAUCAUCAAUGUUGAGUCUGGCGAUGCUGGAGACUAUACAGUCAUCGUGACCAACAGUGCAGGAUCAGUCGACUCCGAUGCAGCAACUCUAUCUAUUGGUGAAAGUCCCGUGAUUGAGACUCAACCAGAGAAUGUGGAAGUUGAGCGGGAUGGAAAUACCACAUUCAGUGUUGUGGCAACCGGAGAGGGACUGAGCUACCAGUGGUUUGGUCCUGAUGGAGAACCUCUCUCUGACAGUGAUGGAGAGAUUGAAGGAGCUACCACGUCCACUUUACGGAUUAUCAAUGCUGGACCAGAUGACGCUGGAGACUAUAGAGUGCGAAUUACAACUGCCAAUGGAGGAAUUGUCGAUUCUGACAUUGUCUCACUUUCCGUCGGUCCUGCAAUUGACGUACAACCAAGCGAUGUGAAUGCGGAAGCGGGUGGAACUGUCACAUUCACUGUGGAAGCCUCUGGUGAAGGAUUGUUGAGCUACCAGUGGUUUGGUCCUGGCGGGAACGCUCUUACUGACGUUGACGGAGACAUCGAAGGAUCGAAUUCAUCCACCCUCCAAAUCAUCAAUGUUGAGUCUGGCGAUGCUGGAGACUACACAGUCGUCGUGACCAACAGUGCAGGAUCAGUCGACUCCGAUGCAGCAACUCUAUCUAUUGGUGAAAGUCCCGUGAUUGAGACCCAACCAGAGAAUGUGGAAGUUGAGCGGGAUGGAAAUACCACAUUCAGUGUUGUGGCAACCGGAGAGGGACUGAGCUACCAGUGGUUUGGUCCUGAUGGAGAACCUCUCUCUGACAGUGAUGGAGAGAUUGAAGGAGCUACCACGUCCACUUUACGGAUUAUCAAUGCUGGACCAGAUGACGCUGGAGACUAUAGAGUGCGAAUCACAAAUGCCAAUGGAGGAAUUGUUGAUUCUGACAUUGUUGCACUUUUCGUUGGUCCUGCAAUUGACGUACAACCAAGCGAUGUGAAUGCAGAAGCAGGUGGAAGUGUCACAUUCACCGUAGAAGCUUCUGGUGAAGGGUUGAGCUACCAGUGGUAUGGUCCUGGCGGGAACGCUCUCACUGACGUUGACGGAGACAUCAAUGGAUCCAAUUCACCCACUCUGCAAAUUAUCAAUGUUGAGUCUGGCGAUGCUGGAGACUACACAGUCGUCGUGACCAAUAAUGCGGGAUCAGUCGAUUCUGAUGCAGCAACUCUAUCUAUUGGUGAAAGUCCCGUGAUUGAGACCCAACCAGAGAAUGUGGACGUUGAGCGGGGUGGGAAUGCCACGCUCAGUGUGGUGGCAACCGGAGAGGGACUGAGCUACCAGUGGUUUGGUCCUGAUGGAGAACCACUCUUCGACAGUGAUGGGGUGAUUGAAGGAGCCACCACAUCUACUCUACGGAUUAUCAACGCUGGAUCAGAUGCCGCUGGAGAAUAUAGUGUGCGAAUUACAACAGCCAAUGGAGGAAUUAUCGAUUCUGACAUUGUCUCACUUUCCGUCGGUCCUGCAAUUGAUGUACAACCGAGCGAUGUGAAUGCGGAAGUGGGUGGAACUGCGACAUUCACCGUGGAAGCCUCUGGUGAAGGAUUGAGCUACGAGUGGUUUGGCCCGGAUGGAGAGCCCCUUUCAGACCAAGCUGGAGAGAUUGAAGGGUCAAAUACAGCCACUCUGCAGAUCUUAAAUGUGCAACUGAGUAAUGCUGGAGGCUAUAGUUGUGUAGUGUCAAACUCUGAUGGAUCUGUCAUUUCUGAUCGUGCCUUUUUGACGUUCAAUCCUAGCUUUAUCCGUGGGUGUUUUCUUGACUACCAAUGUUCUGGUGACACUAUUGGGCUGGGAGCUACGGGUUCAGAAGAGAUUGAGAGAAGAGAGUGCUGUGUCAAUACAGAGGCACUAUCAUACACAACAUCGGACCAAUGCUUUGAUUGUAUAGUGUAUGGAUUCCUGGAGAAUCGUCUUGUUCUACCUGAGCGUUUAUCUGCUUAUGAGAUUGAGAUUGGAUAUCUGAAGCGUCCUAGUACCACCACUACCAUCCUUCUAGGAAACGUUGCAGUAGACCCUGCUGGAACUGCAAGUCCCACCAGAGACUACUCUUUGGGAAAUCCUAGAUUUAGAGUAUUUACAACUAGGAAUGCUAUCUACCAGUUCACUCUGAGAGCUGACAGUAUUGCUGCAGAGGAUGAUGAAACGCUCCUGUUUGAGCUGACUCUAACAUCCACCCCACCACCCAACGCAUUGUUUCUAAACAGUCUAACAGUUGUGAUUAUAGACAGUGACGUUGUAAACUUUGAGUUGGAAGAAAACGAUUACAGUGCUUCUGAGAGAACUGGAUUUAUAGAAGUUACCAUCAGGAAGAACUUAAGACUGGCCAAUAGGGUUACUGCACUGCUGACUCCGUACGUUGUCGAAGAUGCUAUCAGAUUGGGUCAACCAAUACCUGAUGGUAUUCCAGAUGAUGACAAUCCAUACUCUCCGAAUCGUGCUAGAUGUUUUCCUGAGAGCCUUCAAGACUUCUCACCAGAUGCAAUUGCUGUAACUGUAGAGGCUGAUGAGGACGGAUCCCAGAAAAAUGAUGUUGACGUCCAAAUACCUAUCGUAAAUGAUGAAUUCGAUGAAGCUGAUGAGGAAGUGUUCAUACUUGUUGUCUCAGUUCAAGGAAGCAAUGACGAGAGUUCAGGCAGACGCUCAUCACUCUGCAUCAUUCAAGAUGACGAUGAUAUACGUAUUGGGUUUGAGAAUGCAUCAUACACCUUUGUUGAGCCUCAGGAGGCACGGAACGUCACUGUUACUCUUGAAAAGCAAGAUGGGCGCAUAUCAGAACAGACCUUCCUUGUUACUAUUGAAGGCAGCUCUAACACACCAAAUGCCAGUAUUUCACCAGCCACGAUAUCUACAUUGAAUGGAGAUGGAAGUAUUAGUAACAAUGACUACUCUAUCUCUGCUCCAGGGGAGAAUACUGUCCUGCUAGUGUUUGGUCCAGGCAACCAGACGUUAGAUUUUGAGUUUACACUUUAUCCAGACAAUGUUACAGAGAACCAAGAGGGGUUUCAAAUUCAAAGAAUACGUACUAACUUUUUGGGUCCACCUUUUCUGCCUCCUACAUCUGGUGCUUUGUUUUCAUCUAGCUUCAUUAUCAUUGAUGAACGCGAAGCCCCCGUGAUUGACAGCCAACCAGAGAAUGUGGACGUUGAGCUGGGUGGGAAUGCCACGCUCAGUGUGGUGGCAACCGGAGAGGGACUGAGCUACCAGUGGUUUGGUCCUGGUGGAGAGAUUGAAGGAGCCACCGCAUCCACUUUACGGAUUACCAAUGCUGGACCAGAUGACGUUGGAGACUAUAGAGUGCGAAUUACAACUGUCAAUGGAGGAAUUGUCGAUUCUGACACUGUCUCACUUUCCGUCGGUCCUGCAAUUGACGUACAACCGAGCGAUGUGAAUGCGGAAGCGGGUGGAACUGCCACAUUCACCGUGGAAGCCUCUGGUGAAGGAUUGAGCUACCAGUGGUUUGGUCCUGGCGGGAACGCUCUCACUGACGUCGACGGAGACAUCGAAGGAUCCAAUUCAUCCACCCUGCAAAUUAUCAAUGUUGAGUCUGGCGAUGCUGGAGAUUACACAGUCGUUGUGACCAACAGUGCGGGAUCAGUCGUCUCUGAUGCUGCAACUCUGUCUAUUGCUCAACCUACCCAAGGUCCCACACUUGCUCCUCUGAUCCUGAACUGCAGUGCCGAGUUCCUCGCUGAGUCUCAGCAAGUGAGUGUGAGCUGCACGUCAAGUAGGGACCUCGACGGCUUGGACUUUGAGUGCAGCUUCAAUGAUUCAUCAGUAACAGAAGGAUGUGGACAAUUCCCGUUCUUUGUGUCUGUCGCUGGAGCUUCAGGAAGCCAGACCAUUGUCAUCAGUGCAACCGAUCCAGCGGAUGGAGCUGGUUUCACGUCAACCAUUACAAUCACAACCACAGGCCCUGAAAUUGAGACCCAACCAGAGAGUGUGGGUGUCGAGCAAGGCGGAAGUGCCUCAUUCACCGUGGAGGCCUCUGGUGCAGGACUGACCUACCAGUGGUUUGGUCCUGGCGGAGUGGCUCUGACUGACAGUGACGGAGAGAUUGAGGGGUCCACUUCAGGAACGUUGACAGUUUUCAACGCUGAGCCUGGCGAUGCGGGAGACUACACGGUCGUUGUGACCAACAGUGCGGGAUCAGUCACCUCUGAUGCUGCAAGUCUGUCUAUUGGUCCUGCAAUUGACGUACAGCCGAGCAAUGUGAAUGCUACGGAAGCGGGUGGAAGUGCCACAUUCACCGUGGAAGCCUCCGGUGAAGGACUGUUGAGCUACCAGUGGUUUGGUCCUGGCGGGGACGCUCUCACUGACGUUGACGGAGACAUCGAAGGAUCCAAUUCAUCCACCCUGCAAAUCAUCAAUGUUGAGUCUGGAGAUGCUGGAGACUACACAGUCGUUGUGACCAACAGUGCGGGAUCAGUCAUCUCUGAUGCUGCAACCCUGUCUAUCGGCGAAGCCCCCGUGAUUGUGACCCAACCAGAGAAUGUGGACGUUGAGCGGGGUGGGAAUGCCACGCUCAGUGUGGUGGCAACCGGAGAGGAACUGAGCUACCAGUGGUUUGGUCCUGAUGGAGAACCACUCUCCGACAGUGAUGGGGCGAUUGGAGGAGCCACCGCAUCCACUUUACGGAUUAUCAAUGCUGGACCAGAUGACGCUGGCGACUAUAGAGUGCGAAUUACAACUGUCACCGGAGGAAUUGUCGAUUCUGACAUUGUGUCACUUUCCGUCGGUGCUGCCUGUGCUGUUGUUGACUGUGUAUUUGGACAUGAGUGUGCGGUAGACGUAGAAACCAAGCUACCAUUCUGUAAGUGCAACAGAGACUGCAGAGUUUGCCUGCUAAUUUCGGUGCAAGUAUGUUUACCUGUUAUCGAAGUACAACCAAGUGACGUUACUAUCAGCACCGGAGGAAGUGCCACAUUGACGGUGGUAGCCUCCGGUCGUGGACUGAGCUACCAGUGGUUUGGUCCUAUAGGAGAGGCUCUUUCAGUCAGUUCCAGGGGGAUCAGAGGAUCUAGAACAGCUAGUCUGGAAAUUUUCAAUGCUCAGUCUGGCGAUGCUGGAGACUACUUUGUCCGAGUGUCCAGUGCUGCUGGAUGUGUGGAUUCGAAUGGUGCUGAACUGUUCAUUGCCACUGAACUUGACGAGCAAACCGGAAAUGCCUCAUUCAGCGUGGAGGCCUCUGGUGCAAGACUGGCCUCUGACGCAGAUAUCUACAUCAAUGAUCCCUGUGCUGCGUUUGACUGUGCACUUGGAUAUGAGUGUAAGGUGUACGUAGAAACCCAGCGACCAUUCUGUCAGCGCAUCAGAUUAUGUGAAUUAAACAACGGAGACCGUCCGAAGAAAGAUAGUUGCCUGCUAACCUUUGAGCAAGUGUGUCUUCCUAUUAUCGAAGUACAACCAAGUGACGUUACUAUCAGCACCGGAGAAAUUGCCACAUUAACGGUGGUAACCUCCGGUCGUAGACUGUGCUACCAGUGGUUUGGUCCUGGCGGGAACGCUCUCACUGACGUCGACGGAGACAUCAAAGGAUCCAAUUCAUCCACCCUGCAAAUUAUCAAUGUUGAGUCUGGCGAUGCUGGAGAUUACACAGUCGUUGUGACCAACAGUGCGGGAUCAGUCGUCUCUGAUGCUGCAACUCUGUCUAUUGCUCAACCUACCCAAGGUCCCACACUUGCUCCUCUGAUCCUGAACUGCAGUGCCGAGUUCCUCGCUGAGUCUCAGCAAGUGAGUGUGAGCUGCACGUCAAGUAGGGACCUCGACGGCUUGGACUUUGAGUGCAGCUUCAAUGAUUCAUCAGUAACAGAAGGAUGUGGACAAUUCCCGUUCUUUGUGUCUGUCGCUGGAGCUUCAGGAAGCCAGACCAUUGUCAUCAGUGCAACCGAUCCAGCGGAUGGAGCUGGUUUCACGUCAACCAUUACAAUCACAACCACAGCCCCUGAAAUUGAGACCCAACCAGAGAGUGUGGGUGUCGAGCAAGGCGGAAGUGCCUCAUUCACCGUGGAGGCCUCUGGUGCAGGACUGACCUACCAGUGGUUUGGUCCUGGCGGAGUGGCUCUGACUGACAGUGACGGAGAGAUUGAGGGGUCCACUUCAGGAACGUUGACUGUUUUCAACGCUGAGCCUGGCGAUGCUGGAGACUACACAGUCGUUGUGACCAACAGUGCGGGAUCAGUCACCUCUGAUGCUGCAACCCUGUCUAUCGGCGAAGCCCCCGUGAUUGGGACCCAACCAGAGAAUGUGGACGUUGAGCGGGGUGGGAAUGCCACGCUCAGUGUGGUGGCAACCGGAGAGGGACUGAGCUACCAGUGGUUUGGUCCUGAUGGAGAGAUCGAAGGAGCCACCGCAUCCACUUUACGGAUUACCAAUGCUGGACGAGAUGACGCUGGCGACUAUAGAGUGCGAAUUACAACUGUCAAUGGAGGAAUUGUCGAUUCUGACACUGUCUCACUUUCCGUCGGUCCUGCAAUUGACGUACAACCGAGCGAUGUGAAUGCGGAAGCGGGUGGAACUGCCACACUCACCGUGGAAGCCUCUGGUGAAGGAUUGAGCUACCAGUGGUUUGGUCCUGGCGGGAACGCUCUCACUGACGUCGACGGAGACAUCGAAGGAUCCAAUUCAUCCACCCUGCAAAUUAUCAAUGUUGAGUCUGGCGAUGCUGGAGAUUACACAGUCGUUGUGACCAACAGUGCGGGAUCAGUCGUCUCUGAUGCUGCAACUCUGUCUAUUGCUCAACCUACCCAAGGUCCCACACUUGCUCCUCUGAUCCUGAACUGCAGUGCCGAGUUCCUCGCUGAGUCUCAGCAAGUGAGUGUGAGCUGCACGUCAAGUAGGGACCUCGACGGCUUGGACUUUGAGUGCAGCUUCAAUGAUUCAUCAGUAACAGAAGGAUGUGGACAAUUCCCGUUCUUUGUGUCUGUCGCUGGAGCUUCAGGAAGCCAGACCAUUGUCAUCAGUGCAACCGAUCCAGCGGAUGGAGCUGGUUUCACGUCAACCAUUGCAAUCACAACCACAGCCCCUGAAAUUGAGACCCAACCAGAGAGUGUGGGUGUCGAGCAAGGCGGAAGUGCCUCAUUCACCGUGGAGGCCUCUGGUGCAGGACUGACCUACCAGUGGUUUGGUCCUGGCGGAGUGGCUCUGACUGACAGUGACGGAGAGAUUGAGGGGUCCACUUCAGGAACGUUGACAGUUUUCAACGCUGAGCCUGGCGAUGCGGGAGACUACACGGUCGUUGUGACCAACAGUGCGGGAUCAGUCACCUCUGAUGCUGCAAGUCUGUCUAUUGGUCCUGCAAUUGACGUACAGCCGAGCGAUGUGAAUGCUGCGGAAGCGGGUGGAAGUGCCACAUUCACCGUGGAAGCCUCCGGUGAAGGACUGUUGAGCUACCAGUGGUUUGGUCCUGGCGGGGACGCUCUCACUGACGUUGACGGAGACAUCGAAGGAUCCAAUUCAUCCACCCUGCAAAUCAUCAAUGUUGAGUCUGGAGAUGCUGGAGACUACACAGUCGUUGUGACCAACAGUGCGGGAUCAGUCAUCUCUGAUGCUGCAACCCUGUCUAUCGGCGAAGCCCCCGUGAUUGUGACCCAACCAGAGAAUGUGGACGUUGAGCGGGGUGGGAAUGCCACGCUCAGUGUGGUGGCAACCGGAGAGGAACUGAGCUACCAGUGGUUUGGUCCUGAUGGAGAACCACUCUCCGACAGUGAUGGGGCGAUUGGAGGAGCCACCGCAUCCACUUUACGGAUUAUCAAUGCUGGACCAGAUGACGCUGGCGACUAUAGAGUGCGAAUUACAACUGUCACCGGAGGAAUUGUCGAUUCUGACAUUGUGUCACUUUCCGUCGGUGCUGCCUGUGCUGUUGUUGACUGUGUAUUUGGACAUGAGUGUGCGGUAGACGUAGAAACCAAGCUACCAUUCUGUAAGUGCAACAGAGACUGCAGAGUUUGCCUGCUAAUUUCGGUGCAAGUAUGUUUACCUGUUAUCGAAGUACAACCAAGUGACGUUACUAUCAGCACCGGAGGAAGUGCCACAUUGACGGUGGUAGCCUCCGGUCGUGGACUGAGCUACCAGUGGUUUGGUCCUAUAGGAGAGGCUCUUUCAGUCAGUUCCAGGGGGAUCAGAGGAUCUAGAACAGCUAGUCUGGAAAUUUUCAAUGCUCAGUCUGGCGAUGCUGGAGACUACUUUGUCCGAGUGUCCAGUGCUGCUGGAUGUGUGGAUUCGAAUGGUGCUGAACUGUUCAUUGCCACUGAACUUGACGAGCAAACCGGAAAUGCCUCAUUCAGCGUGGAGGCCUCUGGUGCAAGACUGGCCUCUGACGCAGAUAUCUACAUCAAUGAUCCCUGUGCUGCGUUUGACUGUGCACUUGGAUAUGAGUGUAAGGUGUACGUAGAAACCCAGCGACCAUUCUGUCAGCGCAUCAGAUUAUGUGAAUUAAACAACGGAGACCGUCCGAAGAAAGAUAGUUGCCUGCUAACCUUUGAGCAAGUGUGUCUUCCUAUUAUCGAAGUACAACCAAGUGACGUUACUAUCAGCACCGGAGAAAUUGCCACAUUAACGGUGGUAACCUCCGGUCGUAGACUGUGCUACCAGUGGUUUGGUCCUGGCGGGAACGCUCUCACUGACGUCGACGGAGACAUCAAAGGAUCCAAUUCAUCCACCCUGCAAAUUAUCAAUGUUGAGUCUGGCGAUGCUGGAGAUUACACAGUCGUUGUGACCAACAGUGCGGGAUCAGUCGUCUCUGAUGCUGCAACUCUGUCUAUUGCUCAACCUACCCAAGGUCCCACACUUGCUCCUCUGACCCUGAACUGCAGUGCCGAGUUCCUCGCUGAGUCUCAGCAAGUGAGUGUGAGCUGCACGUCAAGUAGGGACCUCGACGGCUUGGACUUUGAGUGCAGCUUCAAUGAUUCAUCAGUAACAGAAGGAUGUGGACAAUUCCCGUUCUUUGUGUCUGUCGCUGGAGCUUCAGGAAGCCAGACCAUUGUCAUCAGUGCAACCGAUCCAGCGGAUGGAGCUGGUUUCACGUCAACCAUUACAAUCACAACCACAGCCCCUGAAAUUGAGACCCAACCAGAGAGUGUGGGUGUCGAGCAAGGCGGAAGUGCCUCAUUCACCGUGGAGGCCUCUGGUGCAGGACUGACCUACCAGUGGUUUGGUCCUGGCGGAGUGGCUCUGACUGACAGUGACGGAGAGAUUGAGGGGUCCACUUCAGGAACGUUGACUGUUUUCAACGCUGAGCCUGGCGAUGCUGGAGACUACACAGUCGUUGUGACCAACAGUGCGGGAUCAGUCACCUCUGAUGCUGCAACCCUGUCUAUCGGCGAAGCCCCCGUGAUUGGGACCCAACCAGAGAAUGUGGACGUUGAGCGGGGUGGGAAUGCCACGCUCAGUGUGGUGGCAACCGGAGAGGGACUGAGCUACCAGUGGUUUGGUCCUGAUGGAGAGAUCGAAGGAGCCACCGCAUCCACUUUACGGAUUACCAAUGCUGGACGAGAUGACGCUGGCGACUAUAGAGUGCGAAUUACAACUGUCAAUGGAGGAAUUGUCGAUUCUGACACUGUCUCACUUUCCGUCGGUCCUGCAAUUGACGUACAACCGAGCGAUGUGAAUGCGGAAGCGGGUGGAACUGCCACACUCACCGUGGAAGCCUCUGGUGAAGGAUUGAGCUACCAGUGGUUUGGUCCUGGCGGGAACGCUCUCACUGACGUCGACGGAGACAUCGAAGGAUCCAAUUCAUCCACCCUGCAAAUUAUCAAUGUUGAGUCUGGCGAUGCUGGAGAUUACACAGUCGUUGUGACCAACAGUGCGGGAUCAGUCGUCUCUGAUGCUGCAACUCUGUCUAUUGCUCAACCUACCCAAGGUCCCACACUUGCUCCUCUGAUCCUGAACUGCAGUGCCGAGUUCCUCGCUGAGUCUCAGCAAGUGAGUGUGAGCUGCACGUCAAGUAGGGACCUCGACGGCUUGGACUUUGAGUGCAGCUUCAAUGAUUCAUCAGUAACAGAAGGAUGUGGACAAUUCCCGUUCUUUGUGUCUGUCGCUGGAGCUUCAGGAAGCCAGACCAUUGUCAUCAGUGCAACCGAUCCAGCGGAUGGAGCUGGUUUCACGUCAACCAUUGCAAUCACAACCACAGCCCCUGAAAUUGAGACCCAACCAGAGAGUGUGGGUGUCGAGCAAGGCGGAAGUGCCUCAUUCACCGUGGAGGCCUCUGGUGCAGGACUGACCUACCAGUGGUUUGGUCCUGGCGGAGUGGCUCUGACUGACAGUGACGGAGAGAUUGAGGGGUCCACUUCAGGAACGUUGACAGUUUUCAAUGCUGAGCCUGGCGAUGCGGGAGACUACACGGUCGUUGUGACCAACAGUGCGGGAUCAGUCACCUCUGAUGCUGCAAGUCUGUCUAUUGGUCCUGCAAUUGACGUACAGCCGAGCGAUGUGAAUGCUGCGGAAGCGGGUGGAAGUGCCACAUUCACCGUGGAAGCCUCCGGUGAAGGACUGUUGAGCUACCAGUGGUUUGGUCCUGGCGGGGACGCUCUCACUGACGUUGACGGAGACAUCGAAGGAUCCAAUUCAUCCACCCUGCAAAUCAUCAAUGUUGAGUCUGGAGAUGCUGGAGACUACACAGUCGUUGUGACCAACAGUGCGGGAUCAGUCAUCUCUGAUGCUGCAACCCUGUCUAUCGGCGAAGCCCCCGUGAUUGUGACCCAACCAGAGAAUGUGGACGUUGAGCGGGGUGGGAAUGCCACGCUCAGUGUGGUGGCAACCGGAGAGGAACUGAGCUACCAGUGGUUUGGUCCUGAUGGAGAACCACUCUCCGACAGUGAUGGGGCGAUUGGAGGAGCCACCGCAUCCACUUUACGGAUUAUCAAUGCUGGACCAGAUGACGCUGGCGACUAUAGAGUGCGAAUUACAACUGUCACCGGAGGAAUUGUCGAUUCUGACAUUGUGUCACUUUCCGUCGGUGCUGCCUGUGCUGUUGUUGACUGUGUAUUUGGACAUGAGUGUGCGGUAGACGUAGAAACCAAGCUACCAUUCUGUAAGUGCAACAGAGACUGCAGAGUUUGCCUGCUAAUUUCGGUGCAAGUAUGUUUACCUGUUAUCGAAGUACAACCAAGUGACGUUACUAUCAGCACCGGAGGAAGUGCCACAUUGACGGUGGUAGCCUCCGGUCGUGGACUGAGCUACCAGUGGUUUGGUCCUAUAGGAGAGGCUCUUUCAGUCAGUUCCAGGGGGAUCAGAGGAUCUAGAACAGCUAGUCUGGAAAUUUUCAAUGCUCAGUCUGGCGAUGCUGGAGACUACUUUGUCCGAGUGUCCAGUGCUGCUGGAUGUGUGGAUUCGAAUGGUGCUGAACUGUUCAUUGCCACUGAACUUGACGAGCAAACCGGAAAUGCCUCAUUCAGCGUGGAGGCCUCUGGUGCAAGACUGGCCUCUGACGCAGAUAUCUACAUCAAUGAUCCCUGUGCUGCGUUUGACUGUGCACUUGGAUAUGAGUGUAAGGUGUACGUAGAAACCCAGCGACCAUUCUGUCAGCGCAUCAGAUUAUGUGAAUUAAACAACGGAGACCGUCCGAAGAAAGAUAGUUGCCUGCUAACCUUUGAGCAAGUGUGUCUUCCUAUUAUCGAAGUACAACCAAGUGACGUUACUAUCAGCACCGGAGAAAUUGCCACAUUAACGGUGGUAACCUCCGGUCGUAGACUGUGCUACCAGUGGUUUGGUCCUGGCGGGAACGCUCUCACUGACGUCGACGGAGACAUCAAAGGAUCCAAUACAUCCAACCUGCAAAUUAUCAAUGUUGAGUCUGGCGAUGCUGGAGAUUACACAGUCGUUGUGACCAACAGUGCGGGAUCAGUCGUCUCUGAUGCGGCAACUCUGUCUAUUGCUCAACCUACCCAAGGUCCCACACUUGCUCCUCUGAUCCUGAACUGCAGUGCCGAGUUCCUCGCUGAGUCUCAGCAAGUGAGUGUGAGCUGCACGUCAAGUAGGGACCUCGACGGCUUGGACUUUGAGUGCAGCUUCAAUGAUUCAUCAGUAACAGAAGGAUGUGGACAAUUCCCGUUCUUUGUGUCUGUCGCUGGAGCUUCAGGAAGCCAGACCAUUGUCAUCAGUGCAACCGAUCCAGCGGAUGGAGCUGGUUUCACGUCAACCAUUACAAUCACAACCACAGCCCCUGAAAUUGAGACCCAACCAGAGAGUGUGGGUGUCGAGCAAGGCGGAAGUGCCUCAUUCACCGUGGAGGCCUCUGGUGCAGGACUGACCUACCAGUGGUUUGGUCCUGGCGGAGUGGCUCUGACUGACAGUGACGGAGAGAUUGAGGGGUCCACUUCAGGAACGUUGACUGUUUUCAACGCUGAGCCUGGCGAUGCUGGAGACUACACAGUCGUUGUGACCAACAGUGCGGGAUCAGUCACCUCUGAUGCUGCAACCCUGUCUAUCGGCGAAGCCCCCGUGAUUGGGACCCAACCAGAGAAUGUGGACGUUGAGCGGGGUGGGAAUGCCACGCUCAGUGUGGUGGCAACCGGAGAGGGACUGAGCUACCAGUGGUUUGGUCCUGAUGGAGAGAUUGAAGGAGCCACCGCAUCCACUUUACAGAUUACCAAUGCUGGACCAGAUGACGCUGGCGACUAUAGAGUGCGAAUUACAACUGUCAAUAGAGGAAUUGUCGAUUCUGACACUGUCUCACUUUCCGUCGGUCCUGCAAUUGACGUACAACCGAGCGAUGUGAAUGCGGAAGCGGGUGGAACUGCCACACUCACCGUGGAAGCCUCUGGUGAAGGAUUGAGCUACCAGUGGUUUGGUCCUGGCGGGAACGCUCUCACUGACGUCGACGGAGACAUCGAAGGAUCCAAUUCAUCCACCCUGCAAAUUAUCGAUGUUGAGUCUGGCGAUGCUGGAGAUUACACAGUCGUUGUGACCAACAGUGCGGGAUCAGUCGUCUCUGAUGCAGCAACUCUAUCUAUUGGUGAAAGUCCCGUGAUUGGGACUCAACCAGAGAAUGUGAACGUUGAAGGGGGUGGGAAUGCCACGCUCAGUGUGGUGGCAACCGGAGAGGGACUGAGCUACCAGUGGUUUGGUCCUGAUGGAGAACCACUCUUCGAUAGUGAUGGGGCGAUUGAAGGAGCCACCACAUCCACUCUACGGAUUAUCAACUCUGGAUCAGAUGCCGCUGGAGAGUAUAGAGUGCGAAUUACAACUGCCAAUGGAGGAAUUAUUGAUUCUGACAUUGUCUCACUUUCCGUCGGUCCUGCAAUUGACGUACAACCGAGCGAUGUGAAUGCGGAAGUGGGUGGAACUGCGACAUUCACCGUGGAAGCCUCUGGUGAAGGAUUGAGCUACGAGUGGUUUGGCCCGGAUGGAGAGCCCCUUUCAGACCAAGCUGGAGAGAUUGAAGGGUCAAAUACACCCACUCUGCAGAUCUUAAAUGUGCAACUGAGUAAUGCUGGAGGCUAUAGUUGUGUAGUGUCAAACUCUGAUGGAUCUGUCAUUUCUGAUCGUGCCUUUUUGACGUUCAAUCCUAGCUUUAUCCGUGGGUGUUUUCUUGACUACCAAUGUUCUGGUGACACUAUUGGGCUGGGAGCUACGGGUUCAGAAGAGAUUGAGAGAAGAGAGUGCUGUGUCAAUACAGAGGCACUAUCAUACACAACAUCGGACCAAUGCUUUGAUUGUAUAGUGUAUGGAUUCCUGGAGAAUCGUCUUGUUCUACCUGAGCGUUUUUCUGCUUAUGAGAUUGAGAUUGGAUAUCUGAAGCGUCCUAGUACCACCACUACCAUCCUUCUAGGAAACGUUGCAGUAGACCCUGCUGGAACUGCAAGUCCCACCAGAGACUACUCUUUGGGAAAUCCUAGAUUUAGAGUAUUUACAACUAGGAAUGCUAUCUACCAGUUCACUCUGAGAGCUGACAGUAUUGCUGCAGAGGAUGAUGAAACGCUCCUGUUUGAGCUGACUCUAAUAUCCACCCCACCAUCUCCCAACGCAUUGUUUCUAAACAGUCUAACAGUUGUGAUUAUAGACAGUGACGUUGUAAACUUUGAGUUGGAAGAAAACGAUUACAGUGCUUCUGAGAGAACUGGAUUUAUAGAAGUUACCAUCAGGAAGAACUUAAGACUGGCCAAUAGGGUUACUGCACUGCUGACCCCGUACGCUGUCGAAGAUGCUAUCAGAUUGGGUCAACCAAUACCUGAUGGUAUCCCAGAUGAUGACAAUCCAUACUCUCCGAAUCGUGCUAGAUGUUUUCCUGAGAGCCUUCAAGACUUCUCACCAGAUGCAAUUGCUGUAACUGUAGAGGCUGACGAGGACGGAUCCCAGAAAAAUGAUGUUGACGUCCAAAUACCUAUCGUAAAUGAUGAAUUCGAUGAAGCUGAUGAGGAAGUGUUCAUACUUGUUGUCUCAGUUCAAGGAAGCAAUGACGAGAGUUCAGGCAGACGCUCAUCACUCUGCAUCAUUCAAGAUGACGAUGAUAUACGUAUUGGGUUUGAGAAUGCAUCAUACACCUUUGUUGAGCCUCAGGAGGCACGGAACGUCACUGUUACUCUUGAAAAGCAAGAUGGGCGCAUAUCAGAACAGACCUUCCUUGUUACUAUUGAAGCCAGCUCUAACACACCAAAUGCCAGUAUUUCACCAGCCACGAUAUCUACAUUGAAUGGAGAUGGAAGUGUUAGUAACAAUGACUACUCUAUAUCAGCUCAAGGGGAGAAUACUGUCCUGCUAGUAUUUGGUCCGGACGAUCAGACGGUAGACUUUGAAUUUACACUCUAUCCAGACAAUAUCACAGAGAGCCUGGAGGCGUUUCAAGUUCGUAGGAUCCGUACUGACUUUUCUGGUCCACCUUUUCUACCCCCUACAUCUGGUGCUCUGUUUUCAUCUAGCUUCAUUCUCAUCGCUGAAUUGUUCAUUGUUAACCAGCCAAGAAGUAGUGGAGUGGCCACUGGUGGAACCUCCACGUUUUCUGUUGUGGCCUCUGGGACAGAUCUGAGCUACCAGUGGUUUGGUCCUAAUGGUGAAGCUCUCACGGACAGUGAAGGAGAUAUUGAGGGAUCCACUACAGCUACCUUGCGGAUUGUCAGUGCUCAAUCAGAUGAUGUUGGAAACUACCGUGUUCAAGUGUUCGCUACUGGCGGAUACAUAUUUUCAAAUGAAGCAACUUUGACAAUUGUCUCUCCACCUGAAAUUACAAGGCAACCAAGCAAUGUUGAAGUUGCUGCUGGUUCAACUGCCACAUUUAUUGUGGAGGCUUCUGGUGAAGGACUGAGCUACCAGUGGUAUGGCCUCGACGGAGAAGCUCUGACCGACAACACCGGUGAGAUUGAGGGAUCUAUUACAGACACAUUGCGGAUCGUUGAUGCUCAGUCUGGUGAUGCUGGAAACUACGGAGUUAGUGUAUCCAAUGUUGCUGGAUUAGUGGAUUCUGAGGAGGUCACGCUAACCAUAGUUGAUCCACCCGUAAUUACAAGACAGCCAAACGAUGUUGAAGCUGCUGCAGGUUCAACUGCCACAUUUACGGUGGAGGCAUUUGGUGAAGGACUGACCUACCAAUGGUUUGGUCCUGACGGAGAGUCUCUCACAGACAGUGAUGGAAGGAUUGAAGGAUCCACUGCAGCUACAUUGCAGAUAGUUGCUGCUCAAUCUGGUGAUGCUGGAAACUACACAGUUCUUGUAUCCAAUAUUGGUGGGUCAGUGGAUUCUGAGGAGGCCACGCUAACUAUAGUCACUGAACCAGUAAUUACAAGACAGCCAAUCAGUGUUAGAGUUACUAUUGGUGCCAAUGCCACAUUCACCGUGGAAGCCUCUGGUGCAGGACUGACCUACCAAUGGUUUGGUGCCAAUGGAGGGGCUCUCACAGACAGUAAUGGAAGGAUUGAGGGAUCCACUACAACUACUUUGCAGAUCGUUUUUGCUCAGUCUGGUGAUGCUGGAAACUACAGUGUCCGUGCGUCCAAUCUUGGUGGAUCAGUAGAUUCUGAAGAGGCCAUAUUAUACAUUGCUGCAGCUACUCAACCACCAGUCAUUACAAGUCAGCCUAGUGAUAUAGAAGUUGGAGUUGGUGGAAAUGCUACAUUCACCGUGAAAGCCUCUGGUGAAGGAUUGAGCUACCAGUGGUUUGGUCCUGGCGGGAACGCUCUCACUGACGUCGACGGAAACAUCGAAGGAUCCAAUUCAUCCACCCUGCAAAUUAUCAAUGUUGAGUCUGGCGAUGCUGGAGAUUACACGGUCGUUGUGACCAACAGUACGGGAUCAGUCGUCUCUGAUGCUGCAACUCUGUCUAUUGCUCAACCUACCCAAGGUCCCACACUUGCUCCUCUGAUCCUGAACUGCAGUGCCGAGUUCCUCGCUGAGUCUCAGCAAGUGAGUGUGAGCUGCACGUCAAGUAGGGACCUCGACGGCUUGGACUUUGAGUGCAGCUUCAAUGAUUCAUCAGUAACAGAAGGAUGUGGACAAUUCCCGUUCUUUGUGUCUGUCGCUGGAGCUUCAGGAAGCCAGACCAUUGUCAUCAGUGCAACCGAUCAAGCGGAUGGAGCUGGUUUCACGUCAACCAUUACAAUCACAACCACAGGUAAAUGUAUAUUCACCCUGGCCGAACCGUUUCUUGAGUUCGUACCGAAUUGA